This is a messenger RNA of Gryllus bimaculatus (two-spotted cricket), 594 nucleotides long. NCBI's taxonomy places the organism in Eukaryota, Metazoa, Arthropoda, Insecta, Orthoptera, Gryllidae. The record is from the annotation of a GenBank genome assembly.
AUGGGCGUGCAGCAGCUCGGCGGCAUCAACGCCGUCAUCUUCUACUGCCAGGACAUUUUCGAGAACGCGGGCAGCACCAUCCCGGACGCCGUGGCGGCGAUCAUCGUGGGCGUGGUGCAGGUGGUGGCGACGCUGGCGGCGGCGUCGCUGGUGGACCGCGCCGGGCGGCGGCCGCUGCUGCUGGUGUCUGCGGGGCUGAUGGCGCUGUGCCAGGCCACGCUCGGCCUCUGCCUCAAGCUGCCCGACGCUCUGCCCGGCUGGCUGGCGCUCGUCGCCGUCGGCGUCUUCAUCAUCGCCUUCUCGCUGGGCUGCGGCCCGCUGCCCUGGAUGAUGCUCGGGGAGAUCUUCGCGCCCGAGGGCACGGCGAGCGGGCUGGCGGUGACGCUCAACUGGGUGAUCGUGUUCGCGGUGACGUUCGCCUUCCCGCCGGCGAACGACGCGCUGGGCGGCGUCACCUUCUUCUUCUUCGCCGCGGUGUGCGCGCUGGGCUUCGCCUUCGUGCUGGCGGUGGUGCCCGAGACCAAGGGCAAGACGCUGCAGGAGAUCCAGGACGCCCUCAGCGGCGACGACAAGCGCGGCGGCCGCCCGGUCUAA